AUGAUCAUUUGUUUUCGCAACGACCGAAGAAGUUUUGACAUCAUAAUAGCCCACAGUGUUCAACGGCGCGCGCCAGUUGCGAGACGUUAGGCUCCAGGGUGAACAACAUACGUUACACUCCUACUCUUCCAAAAGUCGUGCUCAGAGCCAAAAUCAUUAGAAUUUUUUCAAUCUUCGUGUAACAGGGGAUAUCUGAGGAUUUUGAAGAGGAACAACUUACUUGUCUGGCGACGCAGUUUACAGAUACAAAGAUGAUGGCAUCCACUGUUGAAAAGGCAGCGGCAUUCCCGAGAACACAGCUUAGCACUGUCAAGGAAAAACGGCCAAAAGAAGCAAUCAUAAAACCGCGGGGUUUUGCCUUCACGGCCGAAGACCUGUAUAAUUAUCUGCACCAGAAGACUGGAAAUGUUGAGACAAUUAACAUUGAAGAGUCUAAGAGCAAGAAACUGGAAGAAAAUGGUUCAGGAAUGGAGAAACCUUCUUCAUUUUGCAGAAUCUGUAACAAGAUCUAUACAAUCCGCUGCCCUAUUCAUCCACCCUCUAGCCAAUCGGAGCCGAGCCUGCCAGGAGACUGGAACAGCUACGCCUUGAAAUCUUUCCCGGAUGUAGUUCAGCUGUGUAAGUCCAGCAUACCUGGCAAGAAGCAUGGAGUGUCCGCGAAACAACACAUUCCUGUGGGCACGUGGAUCGGACCCUAUGAGGGAAAACGGAUUAAUCCCGAAGAUGUCAAACCCAGUAUGGACUCUUCUUACCUGUGGGAGAUCUACAAAGAUGGCCAAAUUUUGUAUUACCUCGAUGCAACGGACGAGAACUCGUCCAGCUGGAUGCGAUUCAUUAAAUGUGCUCGCCACAGAAGCGAGCAAAACCUGUUUGCUUUCCAGUACUGUGGCAACAUUUAUUACCGAGCGUUCAGGGAUAUUCCUGUAGGAACAGAGCUGCUUGUGUGGUACGAAGAUAUCUACCCACAAUAUUUUGGUAUUCCGAUAAGCAUUCACGACUUGAAUUCAACGGGAUCCAGGCCUUACCCAGUAAUGCCAACGACUUACACAGAUGGACAACAGGUCUCCCCCAUUCCUCCUCCGUCAAUAACAGCUGGAAAACAAGCCUCUGCUCAAUUACAAACAUCUUCUAAUAGGAGAUCACCACGUGACUCACCUCCGACAAGACCUACGCAGACUCCAAGCGCGACAGAAGGAGAGGUCCAUGUAAAAAAACAGGCUCCAAAGGAAAACAUCAAGAGGAAAUGUGAAGAUAGCAAUGGCAGCAACAAGAAGGCGAAGAUGCAGAACACGCCCAAGACUGACGGACCAAAGGAGAUGCUUAGGAAAUUGGAGGAAGCGCGUCUCAAGGACCUACAGGACAAGACGGAGUUGCCAUGUGAAUGGCCUCGUGUUGCUGAUGGGGAAUUCAUCUUGGAAAAUGGCGAACCAAAGAUCUGGCAUUGUGGUCAAUGCGACAAGUCUUUCGCUCAGCGCAGCUUGCUUCAAAUGCAGAUCUGUGCAAGAAAUCCAAACAGACCUUACCAAUGCGGCCACUGUUCGCAGGAGUUUGCGCAUCCUAACGAGUUGCGUACGCAUGCUGUCAUUCAUUCAGGGAAAAAACCAUUCAAGUGCGGGUUUUGCUCGCGGACUUUCGCCGGAGCAACAACUCUUAACAACCACGUCCGAACCCACACAGGAGAAAGGCCUUUUACCUGCAACAAGUGCUACAAAACAUUUUCACAAGCAUCGCAACUUAGCAAGCACAAAAGAUCUCUCUACGAGUGUUUGCCCAGAGACAAUUACAUUCAAUCGGUGCACUUUAGCCUUCAGCUGACACAUUUUAUGACAAGGAAAUCGAGCAAACAAGACGUGUCCUGCAAAAUGUCACAUCUGUUUAGUGAAGAGGCUAAAAAGAGGCUUGAGCUAAAUUUGUUGAAUCAGAUUGCUUUGCCAUCUAACCUGGAACCCAAUGCAUCUUCACAUCAGAGCCCCAGAUAUUUCACCCCUUCAGAAGUGUUUACCGUCCUUUAUGGCCAAACAACACGAUGGCAGGUGAAUAAAGAUGAAAUUGGUUCGCAGUCAGCAGGGCGUUUUGUAGAACAAGAAGCACUCAAUCCAGCAUGUGAACUUUGUCAAUCGAUGCCCCGUGGCUCAUGCGCCCUGCAUAGGCAAUCCACUCAGCCUUUGAUUGACAAACGUGUAAGCUACGCCGUCAAGUCCUUACCAACGGAAUGUAAGCUUGGAGUCUCCUACUCGGCUGGGGAGGGGUACGGUGUGUACACCAAUCAGCCCAUUCCUACGGGAACAUGGAUUGGUCCAUUUGAAGGAAGACGAAUUCGUCCACGUGACGUCACAUCAGAAAUGGAUACGUCACACAUGUGGGAGAUAUACGAAGGUUCCACAUUGUCUCAUUACAUUGACGGGAGUGACGAGAGCUGCUCCAGUUGGAUGCGAUUUAUCCGCUGCGCAAGACAUAAGGGCGAGCAGAACUUGUAUGCAUUUCAGUUUAACGGAAACAUUUACUACAGAGCGUUCAAAGAUAUUCCAACAGGCACAGAGCUGCUUGUAUGGUACGAUGACAAAUACCCGAUGUACAUGGGCAUUCCAUUCGUUAGCGCUUUUCCAGGUGAAGCUAGUUCAGCCACGCAUGACAAAAAACAAGACAAAAUGGUACCGCAACAGUCCAACCGACCAAUAAACUCAAUAUCAUCCUCAGUAAAACCUCAAGACACUACCCGAUAUACAAGAACAGCCUCUAGUUCCCAGUUCACGCCAAGUACAAGUCCUGUUUGGAGUUCUCAAGAUACGAAAACUCCGCCGACUGAUGCAAAAAGACUACCUCCGCUUAUUCCGACAUACACCUUGAACCAAAGACGACCAUCGUUAGAGAGCGUACCACGAGACCAGAGGUCUCCUUUGAAAAGUGACGUGAAAAGUGACGUCGCUAACCUAGGCAACAAUAGAAUACCCAGUCCAACUAGUCAAACAAGCGAGUUAACAUCAUGGCGAUGUCAACAGUGCCAUAAGACUUUCACUCAGCGAGUUGCAUUACAAAUGCACGUUUGUCCAACCCAACCAACCAAACCUUACCAAUGCGGACAGUGCAGUAAGACAUUCACUAACUCCUCAGAACUGCGCGCGCACGUGGUAUCUCAUACAACAGAGCGGCCGUUCAAGUGCGGCUUUUGCUCGCGCACGUUCGUUGGGGCAACGACGCUGAAUAAUCACGUGCGGACUCACAUGGGUCAGAAACCUUUUAGCUGCGAGAAGUGCGGCAAGACAUUUUCACAGGCUAUGCACCUCGCGAGACACGCGCGGGAAUCGUGUGACCUCGUGAAGGAAAAAAGUAGAACUGAUACUGGCACAGCACAUACGCUGUCGACCUUCUAAGCCACGAGGGUUUUUUUCAUGCUACAUUAUUUUUUUAAAAAAGGAGUAAACUGCUCUUUAUUUAGUCGAAAGAAACCUCAAAUUAUGGAUAAAAAUGUGAAAAUAAGAUACUUAAUCAAACUGAAAAACAAAAAAAGUCAGAAAAGAUUAACGGAGAAAUUGCACUUUGCGUUCUUGCAAAAAAAUGCCUGCGCGUUUAUUGAAAGAUUUUUUUAACCAAUGUACAUCACAGGAUCAGAGGUAUAUCGCAUUACUAUUUCACUGUGUAGGUAGACAAAGGAAAUAAAAUUUUUGAACACGUCA
Stylophora pistillata is the source of this 3674-nucleotide messenger RNA. Its product is annotated as putative histone-lysine N-methyltransferase PRDM6. NCBI's taxonomy places the organism in Eukaryota, Metazoa, Cnidaria, Anthozoa, Scleractinia, Pocilloporidae. Gene Ontology annotation, cellular component: nucleus. Gene Ontology annotation, biological process: regulation of gene expression. The record is from RefSeq and is a predicted model, not a curated record. Gene Ontology annotation, molecular function: protein binding.